AUGUGUUGCUGUUUAUGUGGAUUAUUAAUUUCUGCUUUGGUGGCUCUAAUAGUACUAUUAAUUAUGAAUGGAAUUAUAAAAUUGAAUUGA
Plasmodium reichenowi is the source of this 90-nucleotide messenger RNA. RefSeq lists its product as hypothetical. NCBI's taxonomy places the organism in Eukaryota, Apicomplexa, Aconoidasida, Haemosporida, Plasmodiidae. The transcript has a single exon. The record is from RefSeq and is a predicted model, not a curated record. Bases 1 to 90 code for a protein of 29 amino acids.